AGAGAAGCUGCCGUUUGCUUGCCAGGGCACAGCACCUUUGGGCAGAACAUAAAGCCCCUGCGGCAGCUCACCCGGGCUAGGACCACCAGCGCCCAGCUGCCCUGCAGCCGGCCGGAUUCGCCAAGGCUGGGGUCAUGGCCAGGGCGGCUUUGGACCCUGCUCUCAGGACCACAUCCCUGUUCUCCUGACCGCCCUGUAUCCUCCGCAUCGCUGCUGGGGUUCACUCCAGUCGCUCCCAGGUCUACCGGUCUCUGUCCUAGAGAGCAGCUUGGGGCCACCGGCUUGGAUGGACGCGCUGAGGCUGCCCCGGCGUCCAGGGGUCCUGCUUCCGAAGUUGAUCCUGCUCUUUGUUUAUGCAGGGGAUUGCCUGGCGCAGUGUGGCAAAGAGUGCCACUCUUACUGCUGCGACGGUAGCACGCCCUACUGCUGCUCCUACUACGCCUAUAUUGGGAACAUUCUCUCGGGCACGGCGAUUGCUGGCAUCGUGUUUGGAAUCGUGUUCAUCAUGGGGGUCAUUGCAGGAAUCGCCAUCUGCAUCUGCAUGUGCAUGAAGAACAACCGGGGGACCCGCGUGGGGGUCAUCAGAGCAGCACACAUCAACGCCAUCUCCUAUCCCAUGGCACCACCCCCCUAUACUUAUGACCACGAGAUGGAAUAUCGCACAGACCUGCCACCUCCAUACUCUGCAGCCCCACAGGCUUCGGCCCAGCGCUCUCCACCCCCUCCGUAUCCUGGAAAUCCAAGGAAAUAUUCCUCCUCCCAGAACAGAAUACGUGACAAUUAGCAAUUUUACCCAGAACAAAAUGCCUCAACUUAGAAACAUGCACAAAAAUGAUUGUCUACUGGCUAGGGUCCGAUAAUAUCUCAGGCAGAAUGUACACGUGGAGCAGGCUCUUUCCCUGCUCAGAGCUAGGUGGAGAAUUAUGCUUGGUUUUCUGAAGUCAUGGAUUAAGUGAUCUGCGGAUCCACCCAGGCACAGUCAGAUCAAAGCGUUGCAAUUGGCAGGCUCCUGAUAACCAUGCUGCUUUAGGACGAGAUGAAGACAAAGUCAAUAUUGAACCCGGAAUAAAGACGAACAGAGCGUAGUCCGAUCUACAUCAGGGAAGAGCUACAUUCCAUACAGCCUUAGGAGAACUAGAACAGAUCGUUAUUUCAUUUAUCCACAAAUAUGUAUCAAGUGCCUUAGAGCCCACUCUGUGCCUCGCAACAUGAGGGGCCCUGGAUAGAAGUAACCAGGGGGAACUUUGGUUCUGGCACAGGCAUACCUCAUCCUGUUGCACUUUGACCUUUUGCACUUUGCAGGUGAUGCAUUUUUUACAAGUUGAAGGUUUGUGGUAACCCUGCACCAAACAGUGUCAUUUACCCACCACUAGGAGUGUACUUUUCCUAUCCUUGUAUCACAUGUUGGUCAUCCUCAACAGUAUUCCAAACAUUCUCAUCAUUGCUAUUAUUAUGUCUGUUAUGGUGAUCUGUGUUCAGCAAUAGUGGUGUUGUUACAGUAGCCUUUUGGGGGGGGGGGUGUCAUGAACUCUGCACAUAUAGAACAGUGAGAUUAAUAGACUGGUAAAUAUUAUGUGUGCCAUAUCUGCUCCACUAGAAAGCUCCCUCCCUCCCUCCCUCCCUCCCUCCCUCCCUCCCUCCCUCCUUCCCUCCCUCCCUCUCUCUUUCCCUCCUUCUCUCUCUCUCUCUCCCUCCCUCCCUCCCUUUCUCUCUCUCCCUCCCUCCCUCCCUCCCUCUCUCUCCCUCCCUCCCUCUCUCCCUCCCUCCCUCCCUUCCUCCCCGCCCCCAACUCAGGGAACAGUAUUGAAAUUAAGCCAAUUAAUAAGUCAACAAUGACCUCUAAGUGUUCAAGCUACAAGAAUCAUAUAGUUCUUGCUUUUCUUGCUUUAACCCAAAACUGGAAAUACUUCAUCUUGGUGACAAAAGCAUGUUCAAAUCCAGGAGAGGCUGAAAGGCCAGCAUCUAUGCCAGCUCGUUAGUUAAGCCAUAAACACAGAUGCGGCUUUCCCAAAGGAAGCUAAAACUGUCUCUCUCCAAACACACAAAUGAUAGAAAAGAAAGAAAACAGCGACCUCAUCGUUUAUAAGAACUCUUCAGUGGUGUGUGCAGCCAUCAAAACAGCCACAUUCCCUCAAGUCAUAAAGCUUGAUUCAGAGCUAAGACCUAACUCUUCAUUCUACAAAGGUUGGCAGAGGCAAAGAGGAAUCAUAGCUUGCAUGCUAUAAGAGAAAGAUUGUGAGGAGCAGAGAUCAGGUCCUGAAGUGAAGGAAAGGAGCUGACCCCUGUAGUAUCAAAGGGGAAAGCGAAGCCUCAGGCACUGCAAUGGAAGUUGCUGCCUGUUCUCCCAAAGACCUCAAUAGGAUCACACAUAAGAUGGCUGCCUGGUGCAAAUGAAAGACCCUCCUGUGGAAAGACUUGUCUUCUAGAACUUCCCCAACCAGAGAAAAGAAGCUAUCUUAACCCCACACCUCAAAAGACAGCCUGGGUUUCUUGUUAGUGUCUAUUCCACAACUUUCACAUGAAGCCAAUGUUCAAUGUUCAUUUUCUAGUCAAAACUCCUAGUCCUCUUAAGCAUAUGCAAAGUUUGCUCUGCCCAUAGUCUAUAAAUAGAACAACCAGGUCUAUUUUUGAUGUCACUUAAUGAAUGUUUUAAACCAAGUGUUGAGACUGCUCAGGGAAAAAACAAGGUUUCUUUCAAAACCUUACUGCUCCUUGACAAUGCACUGUUCAUCUGUUCAUCUAAGAGCUCUGAUGGAGAUGGACAAAGAAAUAAACCAUGUUUCUCAUAUUUAUGAGUGAUUCCAGUCCCACUCUGUGUCCCUUAGACUAUGAUUAAACUCAACUUCUAUGUCUCAUUAUUUAAUAACCACCUUUUUAAAGGUCAUAACGGACACAGAAAUGGGAACUUCUGGGGGCUUGGCAAAGUCCUGGAAAGAACCCACAUCUGUAGAUCCAUGACUCACAAGAAGAAGUCAAGAGGUCAGUAUUAAUAAACAUUUGGAGGAAGUAGAUUUUUGCCCUCAUACACAAUGCUGCCUUUGUUAGGGCUUUGGUGGGGGAAGUACCUACAGAUAUGGUAAACCCACAAAGGUGCUGAAGGUGCAGUUCAGUUACUAUGUCUUAUGAUAUCACUAUGAGAGGAACAAUUGCUUCUUUUUUUUUUUUUUUUUUUAACAAUUGCUUCUUAUGGUAAGCAAUGAAAGGAGGUUUUGGUUCUUCUGGUGAAACAUGCUCCUGGUGAAAGGUGCUGUGGGCAAAGAUGAGGUGACAGCAGAGGGUUUAGAGUAUUUAUAAGUGACUUGAGAAGUCAGCAACCAGAUUGGAGAAAAUUACAAUUUUCAAGGAAGAAACACUGUGCAUUAAAAGCCACCAAACAGCAUCACAUGCCACCGGAAACUCUUUCAUGAAGAGAAGUUUCAUGAAACCCAUCUAUCAGACUUCAGUGUCAUAUUAUUUGAAGGAACUCACAGUCUUCCAAAAUGAGCAACCACCAACCUAAUCGCCAGUAACUCUCACCCCACUGCUACCAAUAAGAUUUAGACCUGCUGAAAGCUCGAGUGCUAGUUGCCAUUUUUUAGCACAAAAUAUUUUAAUGAGGGUAUACACAUUGCUUUGAAGACACUUAACAAACUAUAGUAUAGUAUAAACUUGAAUGUGCUCUGGAAAGCUAAAAAGUAUUUGUGUGAUUCUCUUGUGAGACUUGCUUUACAAGAGAGACAAGCAACUUCAUAGAUGACAUCGAAGUGUUACUGGUACGGGUAUAUCAAACACAUGCCAUCUCUAAAGUAUGUAAAACAAAACAAAGCAAGCCAACAACGAAAAGCAGUUGCAGCUUUCCUGUUGACUAGCUAACUUUGUGAAGCCCGUCCAUCAAGAUUCCAUACAAAAGGUGUUGGUGUGGUAAAGAAAUAUGCUAGAAAGAAUGUCUAAAAUGAAUAACGGAUCAAACUUUCUGCUUUUGUCUUAGGUAGGUGUGUCCAGCUGUGUCUGCAGCAAUGAAUGCAGCCAAUCAAUCUUAUCCAUUAUCUUUGACAAUUUAAACAAGAUCAAAGGUACCCAAAGGGUUCUGGGAGCUAAGAUCUCCAUAGUCAUUACUAACCCCUCCUAAAAACCCACAUGGUGUUAGUCACUGGUAUAUGAGGGUUGCUCCAACUGUAGAAUGAAUGGUGAGAAACCAAAAAUUCUCAGGGUUUUAUAUCAGUAAUAAAAUGUGUCAUUUGACUGUAGAUGAAAGACCUUUUUAAAGGGGAAAAUAAAUGCUCAAAUAUAGUAGCCAUUUCUUCCAUUUUAUUAACUUUUAUCUUUUAGACAAGUUAUAUAAUUAAUGGGAAAGGCAAGAAGGCACAGGGUUGCCUUUUGCCUGAAUACUAGUUUUUGUGAAGUACUUCCUUUAAAUGUAAAAGCAAUUAAUGAAAUCUUCCAAUAUGUCAUGUUCUACAAUAAGUGGCCCUAGCAUUCAUAUUUUUACGUGGGUCUUUUUGUGUACUUUUAACUGUUUGUCGAAAACUAGAGAUAGAUGAUCAGACCUUAAUGCCACUUUAAAAGAAAACCUAAAACACUCAAUCCAGUAUCAUGAUUAUAAUUCAGUGACAUUCCAAAAUGACACUAAGACACUCCAUAAAUAACCAAAAGAAAUAUCUUACAAUAUAAGUUAUGGAAUAUGAGCUUGUAGUUGAGGAAGUUAAUAUGAACAAAUAGUGCCUUUUAUUGUAUCAGAUAUCUACAGUUGAAAUGUGUAGGUCUGACUGAACAUGGUCUCCUGAAGGUAUUAAGGCUAGAUUUGUUUUGAGUGACUUGCUUGGCUUUGGAAAGAAUAAUCUUAGCUUCGAAGAUGUGAAGCCUUCAGGGGUCCUGUUUGUUCCAGAAAGAGACUUCCUGCCUGGCAUGAAAUAUUAGCAUAGUGUUCACAGUACAUGAGCUUUGAUUUAUUUUUCUUCCACCAAUGUGAUUAGUUUCCACUACUCUCAAGCAAGAGUCCGCAAUGCCAAAGUCAUGGUGGUCUGAGAAUGUUGUCGGUCGGCAAAUCCACUACACAUUUCUAAAGAAAAAUAGAGAGGCAUGACCAUAAAAAUUAAAUGCUCUUCUUGGCAAUAAUGUAUAUUUACCACGUGCCUCUGACAUUCUAUAAAUAUUGCCUGCACCGGAACCAUUUCUGUCCAUACUAUCUCUCCUUGAGUUUUUUAUGGCUCACCCUGAGGCAUAGCAUGAAUCUAUAUAAUCACCAUAGAUGAAGGAUUUUACUGUUUUUAUUAGUAUCAUAAUAACAGAAAUAAACAUAUCAUAGAUGUCUAAAAAGUUCACUGUUUAUUUUUAGGAGUAAUGUAUAUCAGAGGCAAACAAUAUUUGAUGUAAAAAUUUGAUUGUGGUUAUUUAAGAACUAACCUUUGUUAUGGCUAAUUUGUUUAUAAGGAACAAUAAACUGAAAGAACUUAUAACAAGAAUGGGAGUUUUGGGGUUUUUUGUUUGUUUGUUUUUGCUUUUUGGUUUUGGUUUUGGUUUUGGUUUUGAGACAAGGUUUUUCUGUGUAGCCUUGGCUGUGUGGAAUCUCCCUUUAUAGACCAAGCUAGUCUCAAACUCACAGAUAUCCUCCUGUCUCUGCCUCUCCUCUGCCUCUGCCUCCUCCACCUCCGCCUCCUCCGCCUCUGCCUCCACCUCUGCCUCUGGAAAGCUGUGCCCCACUGCCAGAGUAACAAGAACCAUGUUUUAAUUAUUAUGUCAUUAAUCCUCCCUGCUAUUCCUCCUGAAUAAGCCUUUUGUUUUACUUUGCACAUGGAAAUAGUUCUGUCACCAUACUGACUUUUUAAUCCUGUCUCUCACCUAAGUGAUUUGAAGACGGAUACUUUUCCUCUGAUAGCUAAAUUUCCAUUCUAUGAUACAUGAAUGAUAGAGUGGGCCUCAGGGGUUUUCUGAAAACUGGCUAAAUGUGCACAAUUUAUUUUUAGUCUGGAACCCAAGACUUGGAAACUAUCCUAUCCAAAUGAACCCAAAUUAAAUUUUCAAAACUCGUCAUAAAAUAACAACAUCUAGACUUGUGCAUAUAAAGUUAAAUUAAUUGGAACUAAAUUAAGUUAAAAAAAAAGAAAAGAAAAGAAAAGGAGAGGAGAGGAGAGGAGAAGGGAGGAGAGGAGAGGAGAGGAGAGGAGAGGAGAGGAGAGGAGAGGAGAGGAGAGGAGAGGAGAGAAGAGAAGAGAAGAGAAGAGAAGAGAAGAGAAGAGAAGAGAAGAGAAGAGAAGAGAAGAGAAGAGAAGAGAAGAGAAGAGAAGAGAAAAGUGCUGCAAACCGUCUAGGCCCCUUUGUCUGCGUGGAAAUUCCAACAACGAAAAGCAGUUGCAGCUUUCCUGUUGACUAGCUAACUUUGUGAAGCCCGUCCAUCAAGAUUCCAUACAAAAGGUGUUGGUGUGGUAAAGAAAUAUGCUAGAAAGAAUGUCUAAAAUGAAUAACGGAUCAAACUUUCUGCUUUUGUCUUAGGUAGGUGUGUCCAGCUGUGUCUGCAGCAAUGAAUGCAGCCAAUCAAUCUUAUCCAUUAUCUUUGACAAUUUAAACAAGAUCAAAGGUACCCAAAGGGUUCUGGGAGCUAAGAUCUCCAUAGUCAUUACUAACCCCUCCUAAAAACCCACAUGGUGUUAGUCACUGGUAUAUGAGGGUUGCUCCAACUGUAGAAUGAAUGGUGAGAAACCAAAAAUUCUCAGGGUUUUAUAUCAGUAAUAAAAUGUGUCAUUUGACUGUAGAUGAAAGACCUUUUUAAAGGGGAAAAUAAAUGCUCAAAUAUAGUAGCCAUUUCUUCCAUUUUAUUAACUUUUAUCUUUUAGACAAGUUAUAUAAUUAAUGGGAAAGGCAAGAAGGCACAGGGUUGCCUUUUGCCUGAAUACUAGUUUUUGUGAAGUACUUCCUUUAAAUGUAAAAGCAAUUAAUGAAAUCUUCCAAUAUGUCAUGUUCUACAAUAAGUGGCCCUAGCAUUCAUAUUUUUACGUGGGUCUUUUUGUGUACUUUUAACUGUUUGUCGAAAACUAGAGAUAGAUGAUCAGACCUUAAUGCCACUUUAAAAGAAAACCUAAAACACUCAAUCCAGUAUCAUGAUUAUAAUUCAGUGACAUUCCAAAAUGACACUAAGACACUCCAUAAAUAACCAAAAGAAAUAUCUUACAAUAUAAGUUAUGGAAUAUGAGCUUGUAGUUGAGGAAGUUAAUAUGAACAAAUAGUGCCUUUUAUUGUAUCAGAUAUCUACAGUUGAAAUGUGUAGGUCUGACUGAACAUGGUCUCCUGAAGGUAUUAAGGCUAGAUUUGUUUUGAGUGACUUGCUUGGCUUUGGAAAGAAUAAUCUUAGCUUCGAAGAUGUGAAGCCUUCAGGGGUCCUGUUUGUUCCAGAAAGAGACUUCCUGCCUGGCAUGAAAUAUUAGCAUAGUGUUCACAGUACAUGAGCUUUGAUUUAUUUUUCUUCCACCAAUGUGAUUAGUUUCCACUACUCUCAAGCAAGAGUCCGCAAUGCCAAAGUCAUGGUGGUCUGAGAAUGUUGUCGGUCGGCAAAUCCACUACACAUUUCUAAAGAAAAAUAGAGAGGCAUGACCAUAAAAAUUAAAUGCUCUUCUUGGCAAUAAUGUAUAUUUACCACGUGCCUCUGACAUUCUAUAAAUAUUGCCUGCACCGGAACCAUUUCUGUCCAUACUAUCUCUCCUUGAGUUUUUUAUGGCUCACCCUGAGGCAUAGCAUGAAUCUAUAUAAUCACCAUAGAUGAAGGAUUUUACUGUUUUUAUUAGUAUCAUAAUAACAGAAAUAAACAUAUCAUAGAUGUCUAAAAAGUUCACUGUUUAUUUUUAGGAGUAAUGUAUAUCAGAGGCAAACAAUAUUUGAUGUAAAAAUUUGAUUGUGGUUAUUUAAGAACUAACCUUUGUUAUGGCUAAUUUGUUUAUAAGGAACAAUAAACUGAAAGAACUUAUAACAAGAA
Mus musculus (house mouse) is the source of this 7942-nucleotide messenger RNA. RefSeq names its product cysteine and tyrosine-rich protein 1 (gene Cyyr1). The coding region runs from base 287 to 784 and encodes 165 amino acids. NCBI's taxonomy places the organism in Eukaryota, Metazoa, Chordata, Mammalia, Rodentia, Muridae. Gene Ontology annotation, cellular component: membrane. The transcript is spliced from 4 exons. The record is from RefSeq and is marked validated.